AUGUGGCGAUCAAGAAACGGCGCCGAGAGCGCCAAAAUGCGGAAGAGAUGGAAGCCCGGCGCAGGAGGAUUGAAGCAGAGGUUCUCCGUGACCACGUCGACCUCCAGGUCGAACGAAGAAUGGCGGCUGAAUUUGGGGCCAUCAUACACGGCCACAAGCCAAUACAGAGGUGGUGCCCGUGGUACCCGUGGCGGUGGCCGUAGAGGCCGCGGUGGUAGCCGCGGUGGCCGUGGAAGUGCUCGGGGAGGUGAUGCACGUGGAGGUACCCGGGUGAAAUUGGCCCGAGUCACGCCCGAAAUGUGGCGAUUAAGAAACGGCGCCGAGAGCGCCAAGUUGCCGAGGAGAUGGAAGCCCGGCGCCGCCGGAUCGAAGCGGAAGUCAUCCGAGAGCACGUCGACUUACAAGUCGAACGCCGCAUGGAGGCGGAAUUUGGGGCCUCAUACAAUGCCCACGGAGGUAGUUCCCGUGGCGGUGGCCGUAGGUGGUGGUGCCGGUGAUGCCCGUGGAGGUAGUUUCCACGGGGCCGAUGUGGGUCCCGCCCAUUAUGGGGUCGCCCUCCUAGACGCCAAUGAAGACGCUGGCCCCGAACCGCCCGCCGCUGGCAGAGCGGGUGAGGAAGUAGGGAUUGAGGCUGCCCCCGCCCCUAAAGGCCCUAAGCCUCCUACAGGAGAUACAAACGACUUUGAAAUUCAGAUGAACUUCGACGAGUAG
Molecule: messenger RNA, 711 nt
Organism: Penicillium verrucosum
Lineage: Eukaryota; Fungi; Ascomycota; Eurotiomycetes; Eurotiales; Aspergillaceae
Exons: 6
Coding region: 1-711 (236 amino acids)
Source: RefSeq, a predicted model, not a curated record